Messenger RNA from Thamnophis sirtalis, 1435 nucleotides. The record is from RefSeq and is a predicted model, not a curated record. NCBI's taxonomy places the organism in Eukaryota, Metazoa, Chordata, Lepidosauria, Squamata, Natricidae.
GUGGUCAUUGCCACAAAUAUUGCUGAAACUUCACUUACAAUUGAUGGUAUCUAUUAUGUAGUUGAUCCCGGUUUUGUAAAGCAGAAAGUGUACAACUCCAAGACAGGGAUUGACCAGCUGGUUGUAACACCAAUUUCUCAGGCCCAAGCUAAGCAACGAGCUGGAAGAGCAGGAAGAACAGGCCCUGGCAAGUGCUACCGACUCUACACAGAGCGGGCCUACCGUGAUGAGAUGCUGACCACCAAUGUGCCUGAGAUUCAGAGAACUAAUCUGGCAAGCACCGUAUUAUCUCUUAAGGCUAUGGGUAUCAAUGAUUUGCUGUCUUUCGAUUUCAUGGAUGCCCCACCAAUGGAGACUCUGAUCACUGCAAUGGAGCAACUGUAUACCCUGGGAGCUUUGGAUGAUGAAGGGCUGCUCACUCGACUGGGGCGCAGGAUGGCGGAGUUCCCACUGGAGCCUAUGCUUUGCAAGAUGCUCAUUAUGUCAGUGCACCUAGGUUGCAGUGAGGAAAUGCUCACCAUUGUCUCAAUGCUGUCUGUGCAAAAUGUUUUCUAUCGACCAAAGGACAAGCAAGCACUUGCUGACCAGAAGAAAGCUAAGUUCCACCAAACUGAAGGAGAUCAUCUCACACUUUUGGCUGUUUACAACUCCUGGAAGAACAAUAAGUUCUCCAAUCCCUGGUGCUAUGAAAAUUUUAUCCAAGCCCGCUCACUACGUCGUGCCCAGGAUAUUCGUAAGCAAAUGCUGGGAAUAAUGGAUAGGCAUAAGUUAGAUGUGGUAUCUUGUGGAAAAGCAACAGUACGAGUCCAGAAAGCCAUUUGCAGUGGUUUCUUCCGGAAUGCAGCCAAAAAGGACCCACAAGAGGGCUACCGGACCUUGAUUGAUCAGCAAGUGGUCUAUAUCCAUCCCUCAAGUGCCCUUUUCAACCGCCAGCCUGAAUGGGUGGUGUACCAUGAGCUUGUGCUCACAACCAAGGAGUAUAUGAGAGAGGUUACUACCAUAGAUCCCCGCUGGCUUGUGGAGUUUGCCCCAGCCUUUUUCAAGGUUUCUGAUCCCACAAAGCUAAGCAAGCAAAAGAAACAGCAGCGCCUAGAGCCACUUUACAAUCGCUACGAAGAGCCCAAUGCCUGGAGGAUAUCACGGGCAUUCAGACGUCGAUGAACCUCAUCCUUGUGUGGCCACAAACUGUUCGAUAUCUCUAUAAUAUACACUCUGAUUUAAGGCAUAUUUGGCCAUGUAUUGUCAUUUUUCUUAAAUCUCAAGGCAAGCGAAGAAAUGUGGCAGUUGAAAGUUACUACCUUCAUCUAAUUGAUACCAUUGUCAAUUUCAGAGAAGUUACUUAUUGUUAGACAGACUUUUUCCUUCUAUUUCUACACUGUCCAUGGAUCAAAAGUUACCAAACAUGUUGGUUAAUAAAUUAAUAUUUCAGUGUUAA